AUGAACUCGUUGCUUAACAUGACCAGCCCGCUUUCAUCCCACCUAGGUGAUCCACAUCCAGAUAAAGUCGGUCGUAUGGGUUCUACGUCGUCUGGCUCAGCUAGACGCGGGCCCUGGAGUCCAGAGGAAGACCGUAAGUUGAUGGAGAUCAUCUCCCUCUACGGCCCAACAAAUUGGGUGCGUAUUCUGUCGCUGUUGGGUAGUCGGUCACCCAAACAAUGUCGAGAACGUUACCACCAGAACUUGAAGCCGCUGCUUAACCGUAACCCUAUCACGUUUGAGGAGGGGCUUUUGAUCGAGCAGUUGGUGGCAAAACACGGGAAGAAAUGGGCAGAAAUCGCCCGCCACUUAACGGGACGUUCUGAUAAUGCCAUCAAAAACUGGUGGAAUGGCGGAGCAAACAGAAGAAGACGUGCAUCUCAAGCUGCUCUGGCUCCUCUCCAUGAGAGUAACUCGCUGUUUCUGACUCAAGCACAGUCUGCUCGCUCCAGUUUCUCGGGCUCCUCAGGAGCUUCGGCCUCAUCGGCUUCAGCAACUGUUCUGGCCACCUACAAUGCUCCACUUGCUGGAUCGAUCCCUCCUCCAGUUUCGGCUCCAUUAUCUACUACAGUUUCGGCUACUGCUGCAGUUCCAGGCGCGCCAGCCUCUGGGGACCAAAGCACCGUAUCAGCCAACACCCAAAAGACUACGGUGUUGCCUCUGAAUCCAUUGCAGAAGUCCCCCGAGGGCUCCCGCCGUGGGUCUCAUGCCAACGGCUUCAUCAAGGUGCUGGCGUACCCUCGGGUGCCCCAUUUUCCACAGAUUCUGUUCAACACUUCGAUGUUUAACGACGAGGAAAAUGCUCCAGUACCCAUGGUCCACCCCCAUUUCGCUUCUAUACCUUCUCGACUGGCUUCAUUGGAUCACCCUUCCAUUCCAAACAUUCACACGUUGCGGAGAGGUGAAACCAGACGUCACAGUUCAUCUCUGGGUCCUGCUCUUCUGAUUCCGUCAAUGACUCCAGCCAACCCUUAUCUGGCAGGCCAGACUCAUGCGACAGGCCCACUUUCAUCAACACUGCCUGCUUUAUACAUGCACCUGAACACUUCGGCAUCGCUGAACUUCAACUCUGGCAACAGUUCGGAUCACUACGACCUGCCCUGUCUGUCUAGCCGCCACGGACUGGUAGGCUACUACGAUUUUAAUCAGCGGCUGUUUGCCGUUCCCGCUCUGGCAGCGCUGCUGCUGCAUAACCUGCGGAGGCCCUCUGUGGCUCCUGACUACUUCCCCAAAUCAUUGGCUGGCCAUACUCUGGGAGACUUCGGUCACAAGCGCAACCAAUCCGGCAACUUUUCCCCAUCAAUCACUCCAAUCAACCUGAACCGCCAACUGGUGAGCAGCUCCAGCUCCACCGGGUUAAAGCUGGGUGUUCCUCCAUUCAAGAAUUUGCUCAAGAGCAUCGGACAGGAUGAGGACUCGGCCGCUGCCAACAUGGACUCGGAAAACAGUGACCGCAUGAAGGUGUCGCAGUUGAUUGACUAA
Sungouiella intermedia is the source of this 1521-nucleotide messenger RNA. The record is from the annotation of a GenBank genome assembly. NCBI's taxonomy places the organism in Eukaryota, Fungi, Ascomycota, Pichiomycetes, Serinales, Metschnikowiaceae.